This is a messenger RNA of Saccostrea cuccullata (small rock oyster), 8158 nucleotides long. Its product is annotated as LIM domain only protein 7-like. Bases 1 to 6081 code for a protein of 2026 amino acids. Lineage: Eukaryota; Metazoa; Mollusca; Bivalvia; Ostreida; Ostreidae. The record is from RefSeq and is a predicted model, not a curated record. The transcript has 23 exons. Gene Ontology annotation, biological process: regulation of cell adhesion; regulation of signaling. Gene Ontology annotation, molecular function: protein binding.
AUGUUAUUGUACUUACAGGCUGUGACCAGGAAAAAGUUUUCACAUCCUGAUGACUUCAGAAAGUCUCUUGAAAAUGGCGUACUUCUGUGCGAGCUUCUGAACAAUCUGAAACCAGGAUCUGUGAAGCGAAUCAACAAACUGCCUGGUCCCAUUGCUGGCUUGGAUAACAUUAAUGUGUUUUUAAAAUCUUGCCGGGAGACCCUUGGACUUGGCAGUAAUCAGCUGUUUGACAUCGGGGACUUGGAGGAUUUAUCCCAGCGAGCUAUUGCAGACUCGGAUAAUCUGAAGCAGGAAGUCGACAGAAGAGCUUUGAAUGUGGCCAUUACUAUUUUCUGGCUAGGAAGAAGUGUUUCUCAAACCUACAGUGGUCCACAACUAGAUCAGUCAGCAUUCUCUGCGAUCGUUCGGUACAGCGGAAAAGACCUCCUCCCAAAACAACGACACAGGAAUGAUUCCGUUGAUUCCUCUGACCAAACCUCUAGUGCCUACAGUUCACACGAUGCCAACUCGCGAGUGAGCAAUGAGGACUCAUUAGAAAACAAACACAUCAGGGAUAGUUCUUGUGAUUCUUUUGUCUCGAAGGAAUCUACCCCUAGUCUUGAUUUAGAAGAUGAAAGCAUGCCUGGUUCUGUAACCAGUAAAAUGAGGAGAUAUAAUAGUGCAGGUUCUCUGAAUACAAGCGGUGGCUACCAUUUCUCUGCCACCCAGAACAGUAUCAAUGUGGAUGACUAUGGUCACACAAACUCCAACCACCACCGGCGGGGGUCCUCCACUGACAGUAUGGACAGCAGCAGUUACCUAGGUAACCACUCGCGGCAGUCCUCAGACAGUGCUAGUGUGGAUAUUCCCACUCGGACAUUGAAGUCCCAGAGGAAGGCCAGUUCCUCGACUCUGGACCCUCUACAGUUUGUCAAGUCCAAGGGAGCAGAUAAACUGGCCAAGGAGGCCCAGGAACAAAUAGAGGCAGCCAAGGAAACCAAACUGAUGUCAAGGUCAGUCAUUCCUGAGAAGGAUGAUGUGGACUGGCAAUCGACUACAGAUGACCUUGGCGACUGGCAAUCAAAUCUAAGCAGUUGGAAGAACCGCCGGCGGCGAGCGUCCUCUGCUGCGUAUCAGAGAGUCGAUGAAACCGACAAACUGACCCAAGAGGAAGAGGAAAAGAGAAAACCAAAGACGUAUAGUGAGAUGAUGUCUGAUAGAAAGAAGAGGAUGAGUACAGGGACCCUGAAUUUCUACCCACUGGAUGAUGAUGACGACUUCUUCAGUAAGAAGUCUGACCCUGUAGAAGAGGUCGUACAGAGGAAAGAACUGGUCCGACAGGAAACAGCGCCAUCUGUCAGGCUACAGCAGCGCCUCUCUCUCAAAAACAGAGCUAAUUCUGUUGGAAGUGACAAAGCAAGUUACGAGGAGAAGGAAGUGGCUGAUUGGGCAAAGGAUGAAGAUGAACAAGAACAGGAUAGCAAACAUGAGGGACCGGAUAAAAAGUCUGUAGAGGAUCAAACAAGUGCUCCAAAAAACACUCACGAUGACAAAUUCAACAGAGGGAAAGUGUCAGAAAGUAAAAAAUCUUAUAGUAGUGAUUCCUCUUGGAGAACACAGUCAAAGCAUGACAAUUCUACUGCCAAAAAGACUGAGGAUAAUAAAUUAUCAUCUGUUAGCAAAAUCGGCAACAUUUUAAAAAGUUUUGAGAGAAAAGAACAAGUGGAUUACGAAAAGCCAAAGAAGAAAUUUGAGUUUAGUGUGGAGGCUGGUAGAACUCGUUCAAAAUGGCAGGAAUUGGAGAAAAAAGAGACGAAUGGUCCACAGCCAGUGAAACUCUCAGAUCGACCUGUAGCAAAAUCACACCCAGCAAAGGCUUUCACUGAGAAAAACAUAAAGAUCAACCUACAGAAGCCUCAGAACACUUCCAGGGGUUUUGGAUUUAGUAUCUCGGGAGGCGUGGAAAAGAAACAGCCUGUAACAGUGUACAAAGUCACGAUAGGUAGUGCAGCUGAUGUCUGUGAUUUACAAAUGAAGGACAUAAUCCUAUCUGUGAACAGGAGAGAUGUUUCCUCCAUGACACUACCCCAAGUCCAGCACAUCAUAGACAACUCCGUCAGAAAUGGUCAUCUGGAGCUCAAGAUCAAGAGAGAGAUUGGGGAUGAUGAUGACAUGGAGGAUGAGGCAUUUGAGGAAACAACAGCAAACUCACAGAAUCACUCCCCGAUCUGGAAGUCCCCUGCCCUGGCCCCCAAAACACACAGUCCCAAAACCAGCACCUCCCCAGCUACCAGUCCAAGCUACCAUAACAGACACACAGACAAGUCAACACCCGAGCAUCACAGACACACAAACAAGUCAACCCCUUACCAUCACAGACAUACAGACAGGUCACCUGCUGACCAUCAUACAUCUACCAGUCCAAGCUACCAUCACAGACAUGCAAAGAAAUCUGACUCAGAAGAUCAUACACACCAUGAAAAGUCUACCCCAGAUCAUGAAAGACACCAUGAAAAGUUUACACCAGAACAUCAUAGACACCAUGAAAAGUUUACACCAGAUGAUAAUAGACACCAUGAAAAGUCUACACCAGAACACCACAGACAUACUGAGAGGUCCACAUUUGAAUACAGCAGAAAGGAGGAAAAAACUGAGUCUAGUCCUAGUUAUUACCAAAGGCACCAUGAUACAGCUGUAACCAAUAAGAAAACCGAGAAAGUGCCUCCUCCUGUUCCAGUCAAAAGGACUGCAGCACAAAGAGAGGAGGCCAAAGAAGAGGUAUCCUUCUCCACCAAGUGGGAGCCACCGCACCAGGAACCACAGAAAGAGGAGCCUAAAUCAGCGGACGAUGAACCAAUGUGGAUCCUGGACAAGCUGAAGGCCGAGCACAGACCUGUGACGGACCCGCCCGCCCUGAACACGAGCCAGUCAGAGACAAAUAACAAUGAUGUGAAACAGGAGUCUUCAAGUGAGAGUGAAAGUGAUGAAGAAGAAGAAGAAGAGGAGACCCCAGCCUCCCCAGAGGUCCGUGAGAAGGAGUCCCCUCUGAUAGAAACAGAGGUGGUUCAGAGACCUACCAUCACUCUCAGGAAACAUAAAGAACCUGAGAUCGUAGAACCAGAGCCGCCAGUGGUACCAAAAUCUUCUUUCCCUCAAGAGUCCCCACCCCCACCACCACCCUCAGAGGCACCCCCUCCUCUAAAACCCAGUAAUCUGGACGAGGAUUUGUUCAAGCCUCCAGACAUCCUUAGGCGAUGGCAAAGGUCAAGGUCAGGGCGGUCCUCCUCUUCCAACUCGCUGGACAGUGAUGCUGAUAAACGUCUGAGUUCUUCAUCUCUGCAAGCCGAGGCAAGUAGUAUUAAAGUAAAGAGUCAAUCUUUUCAAAAUCUUUGUGGUAAGUUUGACAAUAAUGAUGUCAAGGUUAAGAAAAAGCCACCCGUUCCACAAAAACCCAGCAGAAGUAAUCUGAUGAGUGAGGUUAGGUCAUUUUGUCCUAGCAGUCUUAGACCUACUGGAAUCUCACAAGGUGUCAAAAAUAGAUCUAGCACCAUGACUAAAAAGCCUGUUCCCUCUCGAAGUAUGUCUGAGAAUGAUGCAAUACCAAGUCAUCUACAACCUACAAGGUGUAGAUCUCCAGUCACUGAGGGAAACAAUCCAAAAGCAAGAUGCGCUAUCAGUCAGGAAUCUGUUAAAACAUUCAGUGGAGAUAAACAGCAUCAAACAGAUUCCACAAGUGUCAGGGACAUUAAAAACAUGGGCACAAUGUCUGACAAAUAUCUAGAGGCAUCAUUAACCCUGUCUAGAAACAGCUCACAGAACAACAAGGAACCAUCUAAAAACAAGUGGAAUUCUUCUUUUGCUAUGACUAACUUUACCUCCAAUACAGGAGAGAAAACUAACCUCUCCAGACAAAAAUCUAGCAGUGCAACAAACUUGUCACAACAGUUCCACUCAGGAACGCAUCAACUUACAAGACACAUGUCUCAGGAAGAUGGCUUAGAUCAGCCAGGAAGAUUAAUCAAAACUAGGGACAUUUACUUAAGAAUAGAAAAGCCAGAGGAAUCCAAAACCAAGAAUCUAAAUCAGAAUGAUACCAAAGUUAACCACAAACCUACUCAAAAAGACACCAGUGGAAAUAUGAAAAGUCCAAGAAUCAUGGUGAACAAAUAUGGCAUUCAGAGUGGAAACAAAGGGAAUUCUCUGGACUCUUUCAGGACCAAAAGAAUAGUUUCUGAUGGAACUGAGGUCAGGAUGCCCAGGAGAGGGACCCCUGUCAUGAAGAAAUGGCCCUCAGAGUCCUCAUAUCUUGUGGAUAUGGACCUCGAUGUAGACUCGGAACCAGAAGUUGACCUGAGGACUGAUAAAAGCCUGACCUCAAUGUUUCCAUGGCAAACAGAAUUAGGGAGAAAGGCAAGCUUUAAGGCUACCAAGAAUUUUAAGAAUACAGUAACUGCUCAGAUUAAUAGAGUUAGUCGUGAUUUCAGUUCAGAUGAAGCUGAGAGUAGCGUUACUAGUUCUGUAGAGGAUCACAGCAAAACCGGAAGUAGUGGAGACUCUAUCAAAUUUGGAGUCCGUUCAAGACCAAAACAAGAGAAUGGGCUGAAUGCUCAUUCAAGAUCAACCAGCUUUCCCAGUUUAGCGACUGAGGAUUCACAGUUUGUUCCAGACCAGGUUGGUUUUGAUGUCAAGUUAAGGAAAAUUACCCAAGAGCUUGAAAGAGUCAGACAAGAACUCUUAGAGAAGACCAUGGGACAGUUCAACAUCAAUCAAGCCAGCCCAAGCCAUGCAGAAACAGAACCUGCGAAGGAGACCCGUUAUGAUGCGACAGUGGGACAGCCUGUGACUCUCCAGAUAUCCACGGCUACAUCUCAACUGAUUAUUGACCCCCGCAACCAGGUCAAUGAAGAGGAGCCUGCACCUCUACAUGAGUACAGCUUCCAUGUCAAUCUUGAUCAACCAAAAGAGAAAGGAAGUGUGCUUCCAAGCCGAGAUUUACAUCAUGACCAGCAACAAGAGGAAGAAGAGCGCAGAAUAAAAGAAAAAGAGGAACAGCUGAAAAAGCAGGAGGAAGAAAUUAGAAAGGAGAGAGAAAAGUUGCGUCUUGAGCAAGAAAGAGUUCGGCGUGAAAGAGAGGCUCUGGAAAGACAAAAACAGGAGGAGGAAAAAUCCAAACAACGCUCAACAUAUGGAACCAAGAGUGAAAUGAAUGGUUAUGAUAAACCUAGUGAUAAUGUGACUCAGUUCAGUGUGUCCCAGGAAACCACCCAGGGACCUCGGAGGCUGGAGACUUUGUGGGCACCAGAUCCUAACAAGGACAAGCAGAGGUGGUCAAGGGAAGACAUGCUGGCCAUGAACCGAAAACCCACUCCUCUACAGAAAAAACCCGAAGCUGAACCAGAGACAGAGAGCUCAAAGGAAGUUCAUUCUAAUUCUGUGCCAAAACCUAGACAACACAGCAAUGACUAUAAUCCAACACAGACCCGGCCCCACAGAUCUGACCACAAUACACACUGGAUGGUGGAGGAAGCAGAGAGGAGGAGAAGGGCUGAUAAUAAACGCCAUUCUGUUCAUUCUUAUGGAGGACCAAUCAAACCGGUGCAUCAGGAGGGGCUAGCCAAUCGUUGGCGAGAUGAUACCUCUAUCCCGAAACAACAGACAUAUACAACUAACAGUGUGAUUUCCCCUAGAUCUUUGAAUACCAAACAAUUUAGUGCUGUGAAUGAACCAGACAAACUGUCUCAGACGCUUCCAGCUAAUUACAGUUAUGGUCAUGGACCAAAGACAGACACCAGUGUGCGACUAUCCCGGGGCUCCCCCACCCCUCCCUCCCCGUCCUCACCCCCCAGUCACGCUGAACAAAUUAUGGCUGUCAGCGGAAAGCAGCUGUGCUCUCACUGUGCACAAGAAUUAGGUUUUGGAGCUGCUAUGGUUAUUGAAUCCUUGGGUCUGUAUUACCAUGUACAGUGCUUCCGAUGUUGUGUCUGCCACACGACGCUGGGUAAUGGAUCCCAGGGUGCUGAUGUCAGAGUCCGAGUCAAUAAGUUACACUGCCGCAACUGUUAUAGUAAUGACGAGGCUGGAUUGAAAUUUAGUAAAGUAUGAGUGAUUUCCUUGAAAUGAUAAACUGUAUGAGAAGUUGACAGUAAUACUGGCCCUGCAUGAAGCUUCAGUGAUUUGGCAGAUCUAUCGAGCAGGUGCCCCCAGUCAAGGGCAGACAACUCUCCAGGGAUUUAGUCUUAGUUAUCCACAUGGGACUAAUGUACUCUCCCUGGUUGCUUAGUUACACAAGAUGGGGAUGUGGCAAUGUUUAAUGUAUUCCGUGUUCAAAUGUGCUUCCAUAAAGUUUGAACAAGCAACUAGGGAAAAGUGUUAUAUAUAUUUUUUUGUAAGUGAUAUACAUGUACAUGUUGUAUGCAAAUGGCAGACGGCCAUGAAAGCAAUGCCAGUGUAAUACUUGCUUGAUUUUGCUUUUAUGUAACUUUUAAAUACAUGUAUUAUGCAAACAAUGUAUAAGAUUUUGAGAAGCAGAUGUCGGAAUGUAUUUCUGAAAGGUUUUGGCUUCUUUGAAGUUCUCUGAUGGAAAUUCUUUUUGAAGUUGAAACUACUUUUUGAACCGCUUCUUUCUCACAUUUGACAUUUGUUAAAGGUUUUGACAUUACUAUACAAGGACAAUUCUGCUUUAAAAAAAAAAAAAUCAGAAAUUUUACUGUAUAAUAAAUUUGCAAACUAUAUAUGGAGGGCCAAAAUAGGGAUUCAUCCAUGGAUCUAUAUGUAUAUGAUGAGCAUUUUUAGCUUGAUAUUUUUAAUAUACAACAGUAUUCCAAAAAUUCAUGUGUUGUGAUCCUGCUAAGUGUAUAUCAUUGAUAAUCAUAUUUACACUUGUUUUGUUGGGUGUUGGUGUACCAUAUAUAACAUUCAAUUGUCAAAUGCAUUAUUUUGUUCAUGUAAUACCCUCAAUAUGCAAAUAGACUGUGCCUUUCUUUAUGGGUAUUUUAAAGAAAUAGGAGUGUACAUGUAUUAUAUACUUAUAUCAUUAUAUAAGUUAUAUAAUUUGAUUGCUAUCGGUUAAAAACUCCUAUAUUGUAUUGUUAUCUUAAACAUUCCAAGGCCAGAUUGUUAAAGCAUAUAUAUUUUGUCUCAGAUUGAUCUAUUUUUUCCACAUAUUAUAUCCUUUAUUUUGCAUAUUUGCUGUGAUCAGGGUAGAUUGAAGGUUUAUGGAAAUUUUGACCAGAAUGUGACCGAUUUAAUCACUUUUACACAACUUGUAUUCAUGUUUAGUCUUGGAUGCAGGGUGUUCAAUAUCAUCUAUUAAAAUAUAAGCAAUAAUGAUAUCUUUAAAUUCUAAUUACUUGUCAGGCUUUGUAUAUUAUUCAGAUUUACUAAUCAUUUGUAUACAGGCAAGUAAUAUUAUAUCAGUAUCUAGGCUAUGCUAUGAAUUCAAGACUGCGAACUAAUUGAUUUAUUUUUUUUUAAAUCAACAUUAAAAAAAUUUAAAACUUGCAGAAUAAAGACCAAGAAUUGCGUGAACUUACCAAAUAAAGACAUGAAGAAUUAUAUAAUACACAAUAAGACUUCCUUAUAUAAAGCGUCGAUUUUGAAGGCACAUUCUCCAUAAUUAAGCACUUGCACAGUCUUUUAUGUGCAUGGUUGAGAGGGCAAAAUCUGUGCAAUGUCAUCAAGCAAUAUUAUCAGUACAAUAACUACAGCAGGUUUAUCUUACACAUUGAAAAGUAUCAUGUGCGUGACAUAAUAUCAUAUAUAUAUAUUUAUAAUUUAUGUAUACAUUGGUAUAUGACUGUAUUGAUCUUUUAAAAGGCUAAUAUAAGUUAUAGACGUGUACUAGAUCAAAGCCUUCAAAGGAAACGCUGGCUUGAGUAAUUAAAUAAGUCAUUACAAAGGUUUGGUUUGAUAAUUCCACUGGUAAUUGCUUUUUUAAAACUUGUGUAAUUGUCAGAUCUUUGGUAUGAUAUGCCAUGACAUAUGAAAUUAAUGAAAAUCUCAUGACUUACUGCAGUGUAUAACAAUUAAGCUUGAAUAACAAUAACUACUAUUUCUAUACACUGUCUGUAUAUCAGUACCUUAUACCUGUAAAUAAGCAGACAACUAUAAUAUAUUGUCAGAGUAAUAUAAUACUAUAAAUGGCUUAAUAUUACAAAAUAAAAUUGUAGAAACCUCAGAA